Molecule: messenger RNA, 1244 nt
Organism: Moneuplotes crassus
Lineage: Eukaryota; Ciliophora; Spirotrichea; Euplotida; Euplotidae
Source: the annotation of a GenBank genome assembly
AUGAAUUACCAACCUAAACUCUCAGGCAAUACCAAAAAUAUAUCAACCUUCAGGUUACCUCCCAAGACUUUCAGAGGAAACAGGAGGAGUGUGCAUACAAGUCCUUCUUAUUACUCUCAGACUCCGCGUUUGAGUGACGAAGAUAAACAGAAAUGUAAUUUGUUACUCAAGGAAUAUGUCAAAUUACAAAGGCAAAACAUUAAGUUUGCGGAUACUAAAUCUCAGAUGUUAAAUCAAAGCUUGAAGGCUUCACUGAUAGAGAAAUCUGAAAGAGCUAAAGCUGAAUACAAACAACUAAUCAGAAAGUACAGAAUGAUGUAUAACAAUAAGCCAUCCAGAGUUAGAACUAGGAGUAUAAUCCAGUUCAAAUACAAGGGUGAUGAGACUAUUGAUAUGGAAGAUCUGAGAAGGAGACAGAGGGAGAGGAAGAAAAGAGCAGAAAUUAGAAAAGGAAAAUGCUUAUCAGGCCAGAAAAGCAGUUUAAAAUAAUGUCUUUAAGAAGACACCCUUUAGCUUGAAUGAAGAUAAUAAAGAACAAGAUAAAUUUGUGAGUAUUGGAAAGAAGGGGCCUGUUCCAAUCCAUAGUUUUAAGCUAAACCUUAAAACUGACUUUAGAAAGGAGACCAUGCCUAUUAUUAAUUUCAAAAAGACUGAGUCAACUCCUUUAUUAGAGAAGAAUAAACUUGAAGCUUCUAAUACUUUUCUCACUAAUAUAGGAGAAGACCUUUCAAAAAAACUAUCAAAUGAAGAUAAGAGCAAUAAUAGCCAGAAGGAAUCAACCACCAAACAUCAUCCUCAUAGAUACUAUAAUUUUCCGAUAAGAAAGUAAAGAAAGAAAUGAAAAUAGUUUAAUGAACGAUGAUCUGAUCCAGCCAAAAGAUAUUCAAAAUGACUUAAUCCCAACUGAGCCUACUUGAUUAGAUAUUGCAUCUGUACCUGUUGAAGAGAAACCAGAUGCAGAGAAAGAAACAACAAUCCAUACAAGCAUUUACUCGGCAAAUAAUCUGCCAAAAACUGCAGUCCAGCCAAAAAGAAAAAUUGAACCAUUAAUUUAUGAAGUUGAAUAUGAACGAUGAAAAGUUAGUAAAAAUAGAGGCUAUAAGGAGUUCAUCGAAGAUAUCAACAAAAGACAGAGCGAAAGGAAGAACCAGAGGAAGAUCCACUUUAAUAAGAGCACAGAACCCACUGGCCAGUAUGUACAGCAAUAUUUCGUUAGACAACUCGGGUAUUCACUCCCUAAAUAA